Molecule: messenger RNA, 906 nt
Organism: Trichoplax adhaerens
Lineage: Eukaryota; Metazoa; Placozoa; Uniplacotomia; Trichoplacea; Trichoplacidae
Exons: 9
Biological process (GO): multicellular organism development; cell surface receptor protein tyrosine kinase signaling pathway; positive regulation of kinase activity
Cellular component (GO): signaling receptor complex
Molecular function (GO): transmembrane receptor protein tyrosine kinase activity; ATP binding
Source: RefSeq, a predicted model, not a curated record
AUUCCUGCUAUCUGGGAAUUUGAACGUGAUAAGGUGAGCUUAUUGAAGGAACUAGGCAAAGGCGCAUUCGGUAUGGUUUAUCUUGGUGAAGCUCAUGGUAUUAUUCAUGGCGAAUCGAAAACUAAAGUAGCCGUCAAGACAGUAAACGAAAAGGCUACCUUCCUACAGCGUCAAGAAUUUUUGAAUGAGGCCUGCAUUAUGACAGAACUCGAGUGCAACCAUAUUGUUAGAUUACUGGGUAUCGUUUCAAAAGGAAUUCCACCUUUAGUCAUCAUGGAGUUUAUGAUUCGUGGUGACCUAAAGAACUAUUUACGAUCGAUUCGUGAAGAUGCUGACAAUGCAGAUUAUUAUACGAGGCCCAAUCCAAACCGACCUACUGACAUCCAAUUUCAUAAAAUGGCUGCUGAAAUAGCUGAUGGAAUGUUGUACUUGGAGGAUAGAAAGUUUUUGCAUAGGGAUCUUGCCACUCGAAAUUGCUUAGUUAAUGGAAAUCUUGUAGUGAAGAUUGGAGAUUUUGGCUUAACUCGCGAUAUUUACACCAGCGAUUACUAUCAUAAGAAUGAAAAAGGGCCGCUUCCUGUGCGUUGGAUGCCUCCUGAAUCUAUAAGAGACAGUAUAUUUACAUCAGCUUCCGACGUAUGGUCAUACGGUAUUACUUUAUGGGAAAUUACUACCUUAGCUGAACAACCUUAUCCGGGAAAAUCGAACGAAGAUGUUGUUAAAUAUGUUCUCGAUGGAGGAUGCCCAGAGAGACCUCCGUUCUGUUCUGAUAAAUUGUACCACCUUUUGGCUAAAUGUACCCAAUUUCAAGCCAAAAUGAGACCAAAAUUUCGAACAAUUAUUGACUUACUACUUCCUGAUUUACCAGACACAUUCCAAGAUGUAUCUUACUAUCAUUCCGAAGAA